Messenger RNA from Psammomys obesus (fat sand rat), 1467 nucleotides. It is a transcript of the gene Timm50, whose product is annotated as translocase of inner mitochondrial membrane 50. Bases 23 to 1084 code for a protein of 353 amino acids. Gene Ontology annotation, molecular function: phosphoprotein phosphatase activity. The record is from RefSeq and is a predicted model, not a curated record. The transcript is spliced from 11 exons. Lineage: Eukaryota; Metazoa; Chordata; Mammalia; Rodentia; Muridae.
GGCCGCGUGGCGUCAGCGCAAGAUGGCGGCCUCGGCGGCGCUGUUCUCGCGCUUGCGGAGCGGGCUCCGGGUAGGCGCGCGGGGACUGUGCACGCGGCUGGCGCCGCCGCCUCCCCGCACUCCGGAGCAGGUUGCUGAGAUCGCCAGCCGUGGGGGCUCAAAGCCUCAAGGGCCACAGCCUCAGCCGGGCUCAGAGGGCCCCAGCUAUGCCAAAAAAGUUGCACUCUGGCUUGCUGGUUUGCUUGGGGCUGGUGGGACUGUCAGCAUCGUCUAUAUUUUUGGAAACAACCCUGUGGAUGAACAUGGUACCAAGAUUCCUGAUGAAUUCGACAAUGAUCCAGUUCUGGUUCAGCAGUUGCGCCGGACAUACAAAUAUUUCAAAGAUUACAGACAGAUGAUCAUCGAGCCCACCAGCCCCUGCCUCCUCCCAGACCCGCUGCGGGAGCCCUACUACCAGCCACCGUAUACACUGGUCCUGGAGCUCACUGGGGUCCUUCUGCAUCCGGAGUGGUCGCUGGCCACUGGCUGGAGGUUUAAGAAGCGUCCAGGCAUCGAGACCUUGUUCCAGCAGCUUGCCCCUCUGUAUGAAAUAGUCAUCUUCACGUCGGAGACUGGCAUGACUGCAUUUCCACUCAUUGAUAGUGUGGACCCGCAUGGCUUCAUCUCCUACCGUCUGUUCCGGGACGCCACCAGAUACAUGGAGGGACACCAUGUAAAGGACAUUUCCUGUCUGAACCGGGACCCGGCCCGAGUGGUAGUGGUGGACUGCAAGAAGGAAGCUUUCCGCCUCCAGCCCUACAACGGCGUCGCCCUGCGGCCGUGGGAUGGCAACUCGGACGACCGCGUCCUGCUGGACCUGUCUGCCUUCCUCAAGACCAUCGCACUGAACCAAGUGGAGGACGUCCGGACAGUGCUGGAGCACUAUGCUCUAGAGGAUGACCCGCUGGAGGCCUUCAAACAGCGGCAGAGCCGGCUUGAGCAGGAGGAGCAGCAGCGCCUGGCCGAGCUCUCCAAGUCCAGCAAGCAGAGCCUGUUCUUUGGCUCCCUGACCAGCCGCCUGUGGCCUCGCUCUAAGCAGCCCUGACUGCCGGGCCUCCUCAGACUUGGUGCCUGGGCCUCAGGCCCCAGACCUCACAGAGCAAGGUUUGGACAGCUGUGUGUCCAAUAAAGCGCAUCCCAGAUGCCACAAUGCCUGUGUCCAGAGAGUCCAGAUGGGGCGUCGGGGCGUCACCACCGUGACUGAGCGCCACCACUAGGCACAGUGAGUGCUUGGUCGGAUUGGGGCGCCUGCAGCCUGGGAAACUGAAAGCCUGGGUUACUGCUGCACCAUUUACUGUAAGAGCUGCAAAGAAAAGCAUCUCUCUCUCUCUCUCUCUCUCUCUCUCUGGCUCUGGAGUCCUUGUGUGCUGUGGAAAUAAAGAGAGUCAUGGCCUCUCGGGACCCAUCUCAAGGGCUGCUCCGCCUAGC